Cornus florida is the source of this 1880-nucleotide messenger RNA. RefSeq lists its product as uncharacterized. Bases 795 to 1703 code for a protein of 302 amino acids. The transcript has a single exon. Lineage: Eukaryota; Viridiplantae; Streptophyta; Magnoliopsida; Cornales; Cornaceae. The record is from RefSeq and is a predicted model, not a curated record.
UUUGUGAAAGAAUUACAGAAGUCAGAAUACUAUUCUCUCUCUCACACACACACACACACACACAAAUGUGGUUUUCUUCUUCUGUAGAUCUCAUCACAGCUGGAGUUCUUUUAAAUGUGAAGGACGGUUCCAUUUUUUUAUAUAUGUAUGCAAAAGAUGUGUGCGCGCGCGCGUGCCAGAGAGAGAGAUGCACAUGAAGAGACACAAGGGGCGCCGGAGAUGCUUCUGUUUACAGUUUCCUAUGAUUGAAAAAAUGAAAGAUCUAAGUAACACCCAUGAUGCACUUAAUGAGGGGGUUGACUUGUGCAUAUAAUAUUAUCAUGGAGAAACUAACUUAAUGAGGGGGUUGACUUGUGCAUAUAAUAUUAUCAUGGAGAAACUAACAUCUUACUACAAACUCUAUAAAUUAACUACUUUCUCUGAUAGCUUCCAAGUCACUCUUACAAGAGUACAUAGAUUGGGCACCCUAGAUCUUCUCCCUCCCCAGUUAAGAGUGUUGGUGUUCUUAAUUUCUAAAUCAUGAGCACUACCACCCACACUUCAUUCCUCAUCCUCUUCCUGGCUGUUUCCUUGUUUGCCAAGUCCAAUGCUGAUCCCUACGACACCACACAGCCACCACCGCCUCAAGCAGUUGCAGGGAAGGAGUUCCCCCAGUCAUUCUCUUGCAAUGACCCACUCUCUAAAUGUUCCGGUAAGGAAAUUUCUUGCCCCAAACAAUGCCCAUCUUUCAAGCCUUCUGACUCCAAGAGUAAAGGCUGCUUCAUUGACUGCAACUCCAAAAACUGUGAAGCCGUAUGCAAGAGUACGUAACUUCUCCCCCAAUCCCCAUCUAUUGUGUGUGUGUGUGUGUGUGUGGUUUUUUUGUAUCAUUUCUUCUUCUUUUCUCACUCACUUGGAAUUUUUUUACAGCCCGCAGGCCGAACUGUAAUGGGAUUGGAGCAGCAUGUUAUGACCCCAGGUUCAUUGGAGGGGAUGGUGUGAUGUUUUACUUCCAUGGCAAGACAAAUGAGCAUUUCAGCUUAGUGUCUGACCAUAACCUCCAAAUAAAUGCUCGCUUCAUUGGUCGUCGGCCACAGGGAAGAUCGCGUGACAACACAUGGAUUCAAGCGCUAGGACUUGUGUUUGAUUCCCACACCUUCACAUUGGCUGCCAACAAGGUUGCAAAAUGGGACGAUGAAGUUGAUCAACUCAGCUUCAGCUACAAUGGUGUGCCCAUUUUCCUUCCACAAGGUCACCUCUCUACUUGGGCUGCCCCGGACAACCGGCUUGUGGUAGAGAGGACCACGAGUUGCAAUAGUGUUACCGUGAAAGUACCUGGAGUUGUGGAGAUGUCUGCAAAUGUUGUCCCCAUAACGAAGGAGGAUGACCGCGUACACAAUUAUCAGAUACCAUCUGAUGACUGUUUUGCACACUUGGAAGUGCAGUUCAAGUUUUUGCAUCUCUCCAAGAAGGUUGAUGGCGUGUUGGGUCAGACUUACCGGCCUGAGUUCCAGAGCCCGGUGAAGAGAGGUGUGCCAAUGCCAAUCAUGGGUGGGGAGGACAAGUUCAAGACAUCUACUCUCGUAUCAGCUGAUUGUAAGUACUGCAUUUUUGGGGUGGAUGCUUCGGAUUCUGCUAUAAAGUCACUGGUUUUGGAUGCAGACACGACGAUGGAUUGCACUAGCAAGAUGAGCAAUGGCCGUGGAUUUGUUUGUCGUAGAUAGAAAAUUUUAAAAAUCAAAUGGUCAACAACAACUACUGGGAUUGCUUAGAGUCGAUAUGGUUUUUCAUUGUAGUAAACUUUGAGUGAAAAAUAUAUUCUUCCAGUUGAUUUUGUCAUGCUUAGAUUCAAAGUUGAGUUUAAUAUAUUCAGUGAAUAACAAAUCCUUGUAUUUACGCAA